AUGGCGUCGAAUAAGUGUAAGCAAUGGACAUACAAAGAGAAAUACGAUAUUGUCAAGUUUGCCGAGAGUCAUCCAGAAUGGAAAAAAGUAGAACUAGCUGCCAAAUUUGAUAUAAAAAAACAAACAUUAUCUGACAUUCUGAGAAAGACAGUUGAGAUCGUUUCUAUUAUUGAAAACCCUGAUAAAGUGGCCAAGGAUGCAGGCGGCAUCAAGCGUGUUCGGAAAGUCAGUUACGAAGAUGUGGAUGUGGCACUUUUAGUGUGGUUCCGCCAAAAGGCAGCCUUGCCGAACAUAAGAAUUGAUACAGAAAUGCUUCGGCUGAAGGCUGAGUAUUUUGCUCACCAGCUUGGACAUGAGGAUACCACCAUAUCUGGGGGCUGGGUCGAUCGUUUCAAGAGAAGAUGGGGCAUUCGAAAGGUGCUUAAGUGUGGGGAAGCCGGUUCUGUGGAUAAAGAUGUUGUUACUGACUGGCAGACAAGGAAGUUAGCCGAUAUCUUGAAGCGUUACAAAGCAGAAGAUAUUUAUAACGCCGAUAAGACUGGUCUGUUUUAUAUGAUGUUACCAGAGAAUGCCCUGGGCUUUACAGGGGAAACAGUUCAUGGGGGUAAGCAGAAAAAGACCAGGAUUACCCUAUUAGUUACCGCCAACAUGGGUGGGUCAGACAAACUUCCGAUGUUCGUUAUCGGUAAGAGUCAGAAGCCACGAGCAUUCAAAGGUUGCAGGCAGAUACCCCUGGAAUAUACCGCAAACAAAAAGGCCUGGAUGACCAGUCAUUUGUUUGAAGAGUGGCUGAAGAAGCUUGAUUCUCGUAUGGUGCGUGGAAACAGGAAAAUCUGCAUGAUUGUGGACAACUGUCUAGCUCAUCCUGACGUUGACCUACAGAACAUCGAGUUGGUUUUUCUGCCGCCGAAUACGACAAGCGUUACCCAGCCCAUGGAUAGCGGGAUCAUCAAGAACCUGAAGUUCUACUAUCGAAGGAUUCUUGCUACAAGGAGGUUGGAGGCAGCAGAAAAGGAUGAACAGUUCAAAUGGGACCUCUUAGAUGCAUUGUUUGCAAUAAAGACCUCAUGGGCCAAUGUCGAGACUAGUACGAUCAUCAAUGUCUACAGGAAGGUGGGCUUUAUCUCUACUUACGAAGAUGAACAACCCCGAGAAGUAGAAAUGGUCGAACCAACUGAUGCCACGGACACUGACCAACAAGAUCGUCGAGAAUUCAGAAAUGUGUGGGACAGGUUGAGGGAAUUUCUUGGAGAAAGGAUGCCAGAAAACAUGGACGAUUACCUCGACAUUGAUGCAGAUGAAAAUGAGGUUUAUGAAGUGAUGACUGACCAAGAGAUCGUGGAGUCUGUCCAGUCCCUGGCUAGUGCCGAUUCUGAUGUUGAGAUAGCUGGCGAUGAAGGGGAUGGUCCAGCUGAUGAGGGAGCCACUGAACCACCUCCACCCCCAUCAGUCAAAGUGACUUCUGAUGCUGUAGACGUCAUUCGGCGUUUCGCUCUCACCAUGCCAGAGUCUUCAGACACAGAUGACGUCUUCAAACUUGCACAGAAAAUGGAGAUUCUGUUAACCAAUGAAGCCCCAAAGCGGCUUAAGCAAAGCUCAAUUUUGGACUUUGUGCAGUCAUAA
Molecule: messenger RNA, 1623 nt
Organism: Neoarius graeffei (lesser salmon catfish)
Lineage: Eukaryota; Metazoa; Chordata; Actinopteri; Siluriformes; Ariidae
Product: tigger transposable element-derived protein 4-like
Exons: 3
Coding region: 1-1623 (540 amino acids)
Cellular component (GO): nucleus
Molecular function (GO): DNA binding
Source: RefSeq, a predicted model, not a curated record